Molecule: messenger RNA, 3184 nt
Organism: Mobula hypostoma (lesser devil ray)
Lineage: Eukaryota; Metazoa; Chordata; Chondrichthyes; Myliobatiformes; Myliobatidae
Gene: hspd1
Product: heat shock 60 protein 1
Exons: 12
Coding region: 161-1885 (574 amino acids)
Biological process (GO): positive regulation of T cell activation; positive regulation of interleukin-6 production; positive regulation of interferon-alpha production
Cellular component (GO): mitochondrial inner membrane; mitochondrial matrix
Molecular function (GO): ATP-dependent protein folding chaperone; protein-folding chaperone binding; ATP binding
Source: RefSeq, a predicted model, not a curated record
GAGUCGCCCGGCUGUAGACUCACGUGUUCACGCAGGGAGAGUCGCCGAGGCUCAGGCUCAGACCAGGGUUUGUGCAGUGGGUGUGCAGCGGCUCAAAACUCGUGUCGCAGGGUGAUCAGUCUCGUUUGUACAUCUGUGGGGGAAAAAACACAAAUUAACAAUGCUCCGUUUACCAUCUGCUUUGCGCCAAGUGAGGUCCGCAGCUCGGCUCCUGGCACCUGGUCUCAGCCGAACCUACGCUAAGGAUGUGAAGUUCGGAUCUGAAGCCCGGGCUAUGAUGCUGAAGGGUGUCGAUCUUCUGGCUGACGCCGUAGCUGUUACCAUGGGACCAAAGGGUCGAACCGUCAUUCUUGAACAGAGUUGGGGAAGUCCUAAAGUAACAAAAGAUGGAGUGACAGUGGCCAAAGCAAUUGAUCUAAAAGACAAAUACCAAAAUAUCGGUGCAAAACUUGUCCAAGAUGUUGCCAACAACACAAAUGAAGAAGCAGGUGAUGGAACGACCACUGCAACUGUUCUUGCGAGAGCUAUCGCUAAAGAAGGAUUUGAAAAAAUCAGUAAAGGAGCCAAUCCUGUUGAAAUUAGACGAGGUGUAAUGCUUGCUGUAGAUACAGUAAUUAAUGAGCUGAAAAAAAUGUCCAAGCCAGUUACAACUCCAGAAGAAAUUGCUCAGGUGGCAACUAUUUCAGCCAAUGGAGAUAAGGAUAUUGGUGAUCUUAUCUCUGAUGCAAUGAAAAAGGUUGGACGUAAGGGUGUCAUAACUGUCAAGGAUGGUAAAACGCUUCAUGAUGAGCUUGAAUUAAUUGAAGGAAUGAAAUUUGAUCGAGGCUACAUCUCACCUUACUUCAUCAACACAGCUAAAGGACAGAAAUGUGAAUUCCAAGAUGCAUACGUUCUACUCAGCGAAAAGAAAAUCUCGAAUGUCCAGUCAAUUGUGCCAGCCUUGGAAAUUGCAAAUACACAUCGUAAACCUCUGGUUAUUGUUGCUGAAGAUAUUGAUGGAGAAGCACUUAGCACAUUAGUGUUAAAUAGGCUAAAGGUUGGCUUGCAGGUUGUUGCUGUUAAAGCGCCUGGAUUUGGUGACAACAGGAAAAACCAACUAAAGGACAUGGCCAUUGCCACUGGUGGUACAGUGUUUGGAGAUGAGGCGAUCGGCCUCAACGUGGAAGACAUCCAGGCUCAUGACUUCGGUAAAGUUGGUGAGGUGGUGGUCACCAAAGAUGACACCAUGCUGUUGAAAGGAAAGGGUGACAAGGCUGAAAUUGAAAAGCGCAUUGAGGAAAUAACAGAAACAUUAGAUGUUACCACAAGCGAAUAUGAGAAAGAAAAGCUAAAUGAAAGGCUGGCUAAGCUAUCAGAUGGUGUGGCAGUGUUGAAGAUUGGUGGCACCAGUGAUGUUGAGGUGAAUGAGAAGAAAGACAGAGUAACUGAUGCACUUAAUGCUACUCGUGCUGCUGUGGAAGAGGGUAUUGUUCUUGGUGGUGGAUGUGCUCUACUGCGGUGUAUUCCAGCACUGGAAGCUCUCAAACCAAUCAAUGAGGAUCAAAAAAUUGGAAUUGAAAUUGUUAGUAAGGCUCUGAAAAUACCUGCCAUUACAAUUGUCAAAAAUGCUGGAGCUGAAGGAAGUCUAAUUGUAGAGAAAAUCUUGCAGAGUCCACCAGACAUUGGCUACGAUGCAAUGGCUGGGGAAUUUGUUAAGCUGGUGGAAAAAGGAAUUAUUGAUCCCACAAAGGUUGUAAGGACUGCCUUGAUGGAUGCAGCUGGAGUUGCUUCCCUCCUAGCAACAGCAGAAGGUGUAGUGACAGAACUUCCAAAAGAUGACAAAGCACAAGGAAUGGGGGGUAUGGGUGGCAUGCCUGGAGCAGGUAUGGGAGGUGAUAUGUUUUAAUGUCCUUGCUGCAGGAUUUUCAAUGACCUGAGGUGACUGUUAGUCUGGGUUUUGGUGGAAUGGCUGCUGCACUGGAAGACAAAGAGACAUGGCUAUGAACCAAGUGUUGCAGAAACUGGUUCUGUCAUUGAAAUACUUGUAAUUAAGUUAAGAGCUCAGUUAGGCUGUGCUGGAUCUCGUAACUUGUUUACUGCCUACAUUGUCAGUGCUAAGAAUUGUAAUUUAUUUUGUAUUCUGAAUAAAAUCAACAUUUGUACAUUCCUGGAAGUACUGAAUGUGAAGACAUUACUUAUUGAUUUUAUUGUAACAGUAUUGUGCUGACAAUUGUUUAAAGGCACAGGUGAUAAAUGAUCAAGGGAGGUUUUCUGUGAAAAACAAGACUGAUCUGUAUGCCAUCCAGUACAGUACAAGAUCAUGUAACAUUGCCUUAAAUAAAAGCAGAUAAGUUUUAUAUUGUGACUCAUGAGUUUAUCAAUUUGCUUUCUCAGUUCUGCAUGAUUAUAAACUACAUUAACAUUUAGAACAAAUAACCAUGCGAGAUAACUUUCAAUGCAAACUAAACAAGUUUCAAUUACUUCCCAUCACCCUGUCAUGUACAGAAUAUUAAUUGCUGGAAGUACUUUGGCCACAGUAUAUCUCACAGUAUGAUAGACUGGUGCGAGAAGGGAUGUUUGUUUUCUGGUUGAUCCAUUUAAAGUCACUGCAAGUGAUCUUGCUAUAGCAGCACAGAGGUUCUUUUUAUACCCAAAUGCCUUCACAACAUUUGAGUUAGCUACAGCUAGGGAAAAAGUAAGACGAACAAUUAACAAUGGUGAUGGGCAAAAGCCUAAACGUCUGUUCAUUUUUUUCUUAGAAACAUCUGCAUGAUGCUAAUUUAAUUUUUCUGGUGCCUUACAACUUGACCAUUUAUUGAUUUCCACUUGUGCAAUUAACUUCUGUAACUUAAUUGCAGAGUGCCUCAUCACAGCUGUGUUGAGAAAGAUGAGGAUAAAAACACAUCAAUCUAAAAAUAUUUAUGAAAAUAUCUUCAUCCAUGUUUGGCUUUAGAAAGUAUCUUUGACACAUAGGAAAUAAGUGUUUCAUACUACAAUCACACUAAUUACCUGAAUGGCCCAAAAAACAGACAUGGCUGUCUUUUCCACUUGCACAACUUAGUAUGGCCAGUCCAUCUUAAUAAAGCACAAUGUGGAAAAAUUACAUUUAGUUACAACUGAAUUAUUUGCACUUUAUAUACAUGUAUACUUGCAUGUGUCAUCAUGUAACACUCAAAGCUUUUCCAAAAGUACAGUGCUAUACAAA